Molecule: messenger RNA, 1585 nt
Organism: Bactrocera neohumeralis
Lineage: Eukaryota; Metazoa; Arthropoda; Insecta; Diptera; Tephritidae
Gene: Idgf2
Product: chitinase-like protein Idgf2
Exons: 3
Coding region: 173-1489 (438 amino acids)
Biological process (GO): chitin catabolic process; carbohydrate metabolic process
Cellular component (GO): extracellular region
Molecular function (GO): chitin binding
Source: RefSeq, a predicted model, not a curated record
ACAUUUAAUCCACUUGCUGCUCGGUGACAUUUAUAGCUCUGUGAUUUUAGUUUCAAUUUUACUUUUGUUUUGUGCAGUUCGUUUCGUCGAGUCAAUAAAAAGCGCUACGUACAUAUAGUAUAAUAUAUCUGCAGUUAUUUGCACAACUUGGUAAACCAGUAUUCAUUGUAAGAUGAAAUUAUUCGCCUUACUUUCACUGGCCUUGGGCCUGCUGGUGGCCCAAACGGGCGCCGCUAAUCUCGUCUGUUACUAUGACUCGGCCAGCUAUAUACGCGAAGGACUUGGCAAACUGCUCACGCCCGACCUUGAGAUCGCCUUGCAAUUCUGUUCGCAUUUGAUUUACGGCUAUGCCGGCAUCAAUCCCAACACCUAUCAGGUGCAGAGUCUGCACGAAGACUUGGACGUCUACAAGCAUCAGUAUUCCGAAGUCACAGCGCUGAAGCGCAAAUAUCCAAGCUUGAAAGUAUUACUGAGCGUUGGUGGCGAUCAAGACGUCGAUGCCGAGCAUCCGAACAAAUAUCUAGAGCUGUUGGAGGGUGAAAAGGUUAAGCAGACCUCAUUCAUAAACUCUGCCUACUCGUUGGUGCGCUCAUAUGGUUUCGAUGGUUUGGAUUUAGCCUUCCAAUUUCCGAAGAAUAAGCCACGUAAAGUGCACUCAGACAUCGGCAUGGUGUGGAAGAAAUUCAAGAAGCUCUUCACGGGCGAUUUCAUCGUAGAUGAGAAAUCCGAACAGCAUAAGGAAGAGUUUACCGCAUUCGUGCGUGAUGUGCGCAAUGCUUUGCGUCCCGAUAAUAUGAUGCUCACGCUAACGGUAUUGCCGAAUGUCAAUUCAUCGUGGUACUUCGAUGUGCCAGCACUCGUUGGCAAUUUGGACUUCGUCACUUUGGCCGCCUUCGAUUUCCUCACACCCGAGCGUAAUCCAAAAGAGGCCGAUUACACGGCGCCACUAUACGAACUAUACGAUCAAAAUCGCUUGCCACACUACAAUGUUAAUUACCAAGUAGACUAUUGGCUGGCUCAGCAGUGUCCGGCCAAUAAGAUUAAUGUCGGUAUUGCCGCCUAUGGACGCGCCUGGAAGUUAACCAGCGAUUCUGGCAUGACUGGCACGCCUGUCAUCAAGGACACUGAUGGUCCGGCACCGGCUGGCAUGCAAAGUCAAAACCCCGGUCUACUCUCUUGGCCGGAGGUGUGCGGUAAGUUACCGAAUCCGGCAAAUACAUAUCUGAAGGGCGCCGAUGCACCGUUGCGACGCGUUAGCGAUCCCACUAAACGUUACGGCCCGUACGCCUACCGUCCGGCAGAUGGUAAUGGCGAACACGGCAUGUGGGUGAGCUAUGAGGAUCCGGACAGCGCGGCCAAUAAGGCGGCUUAUGUGCACUCGAAGAACCUGGGCGGUAUUGGCUUGUUCGACUUGAGUUACGAUGACUUCCGUGGCCUGUGCACUGGCGAUAAGUACCCCAUUUUGCGUGCUGCCAAGUUUCGUUUGUAAUACUUUAAGUUCUUCUAUACACAAAUUAUCUUCGAAUUUGCUUUUGUUGUAUAUUUUCACGCUCAAUAAACAAUGAUUAUUUUUUUACCUAUAAAA